AUGAAGCAGGACCGAAGCAAUCGCGUUGAUACCAACGGCAAAGUUCUAACUAACCUCCGAUUUGCGGACUCCAUCGCUCUCUUUGCUAGCAACCUAUCCUCGAUGGUCAACGUCUUCGACCGAGUUUAAACAAAAUUGGCUUAAAGAUGAACGCUAAGAAGACGAAGUGAAGGCGCAACCGCUUCUGCGACAACGUCAACUUCAAAGGCCGAGACCUCCUAGAAGUCGACUCUUACGUCUAUCUUGGACGAGAAGUAAACAUGACCAAAACGCCGACAAGCAGAAUGAGCCGCCCUCAACUGUAUGA
Caenorhabditis auriculariae is the source of this 307-nucleotide messenger RNA. Lineage: Eukaryota; Metazoa; Nematoda; Chromadorea; Rhabditida; Rhabditidae. The record is from the annotation of a GenBank genome assembly.